UGGUCUAAAUUUUAACAGAGCGCAAAAGUGGGGGAAAUGGCGAUGGCUCAGAGUUGCGCCGCCGCAGCGAGGCGAGUGUUGGCGAGGGAGCAGCGCGCCCUCUUCACCACCGCGUCAUCGUCGACGUCAUCAUUUUCAGCAGCAGCUCAGUUCGGGGCUCCGAUGCUGUGCGGGCGGGGGGACAAGAAGACGAAGAAGGGGAAGCGAUUCAAAGGAUCGUUCGGAAACGCGAGGCCGAAGAAGGAGAAGAUGAUAGAGCGCAUCAAGGACAAGGUUGAGGUCCCCAGGUCCACUCCUUGGCCCCUCCCUUUCAAGCUCAUUUGAAUUUUCUAUUUAUUUAUUUAAUUGGUCUAGGGUUUUAGCUGCUGCUUCUUUAUAUACAUAUAUGGAAUGCUGCAGUAGACUCGUCUAUCCGGUGUACGAUAUUUGCUUGAAUGCUGCUUUUCUUCUUGAGUUUUUCAGCUUAGUAUAAUUUCGAUUAGUUUUUAGUUUUAUUAAUGUGGAACUAUCCAAGUGGGAACUUGUCCGUUUCUACGGAGGUUAUGAAAUAAAAGAGUAAUUCCUGAUGUAGUAGGGACUCAAGUCUGGUUGGAUAAUAUUCAAGUAAGCACCUUGUAAGGGAGCACUGUAGAUGUUUAAGGUUUUGGGUUCUAGGGUCACACACAUUCUCGCACAAGAAGUAGUAUGGGUGAGCUGAAAAGUUAUUUCCUUUCCAGCAAAGUUGAAAU
Molecule: messenger RNA, 728 nt
Organism: Argentina anserina (silverweed cinquefoil)
Lineage: Eukaryota; Viridiplantae; Streptophyta; Magnoliopsida; Rosales; Rosaceae
Product: 30S ribosomal protein S31, mitochondrial
Exons: 1
Coding region: 37-324 (95 amino acids)
Biological process (GO): plastid translation
Cellular component (GO): ribosome; plastid
Source: RefSeq, a predicted model, not a curated record